AUGGAGACGAGCAGAAGGCUGCGAGGAGGGACUCCUCGUUCGGAAUCGCGCCCGCUGCCUCCUCCUUUGUCUUUGUCCAGCAGCAGCAGCACCGCUGCCCAAUCGUCCCUGCCUCAGAACCGAGUGCAUGGCCCAUUGCCUGAAACUCCUUCCUUCGACCACUCGCACCAGGCACAGGAUGCUCCUUCCCCUGUGACGCCCUCACAGCCGUCGCAUCCUCCGCAAUUGCGGCCCGAGUCGUGGCAGUCGGUCACCCAAGACUCUGUGCUGGACAAUCUGCUGCUGUCGUUUGACCGAAUGCCUGGCUCUGCUGCAGGCCCGGCCGACCGCCGUCCAAACAUGCCUGAUAUUCACACCAACGACUUCGAUACGACCAAUACGACCUUCACCCCACCGCGAGCGCUGCAACGCCUGCAACAACGCGUGCGAGGUCACACAUACUCGUCCUCUGCGUCGCACGACUCCGACACCAUCAGCAACCACUCGCAGCUCACCGCCCGCAUUCGCACCAACAGCCACUCCGACUCACGCCCUUCCACUGUUCAGAGUGUUGACUACGGCUACGGCCAAGUCCUCGGCACUACACGCAUUGGUGGAUACGACAAGUUCGAUCCACGCACACAAGGCACCCCUGAAGUUGUCUCGAAUGGUAUCCUCGACCGCGGCCGUCCCAUUCCCAGCAUGUUCAGCACUUACGAAGCCCAUUGUCCCGAACCAAGAGUCCCUGGUGGACCAUCAAAGACAAACACAACCAAAGAGCCGGUCUCUACAAACAACUCGGAUAUUCCCCAGAGCAUUCGCGAUCAGGCACUGGAGUUUGUGCGACAGUCCAACAUGCGCGCCCAAUCGCCCUCGAAUAUGCUCGGACAGCCUCCGACCAAUUCUUCCGCAUCCAUAGCAUCCUCGCUCUCCAAACAAUCCUCUGCCCAUGAUGCUCCGAAAGAGCGUCCUGGUUUCUUCAGACGAGUUNUUGGCUCUUCAACUCGCACCAAUUCCUUUCCGGAACAGCAACGGCCUACCAUUAGAGAUCAAUCGACUCAGAGUGCUGAAACCACUGCACCACCACCUGUGCCUCCAAAGACUCCGGCCAACCCUACCGAUCUUCCUCAUAAUGUUGUCACCAAGAAAGCCUCCUUUUCAGACGUCGUAAGAAGUCGAUGUCUGAUGCUCNCUCCGCCUCCACCAUUGCCAAACCCUGCCGUGUCCGCUUCACAUCUUCAAGAUCAUCCUCAACCUGUAAGUCCAGGUGCAAGCAGUCUCCGAAUGGUCAUGGAUCAGUACUUCGGCGAUUCUGAUCGUCAAUUGAACAAGACUGACUCUAACCAAUCCAAGCCUGUCGACACCCCCGUCAGCCGACCUACUCGUUCCAGCAUACUCAGUCAUGACACAGACGAGUCCUCGGAACUCGACAUGUUCCACUCUGGAUAUACUCCUCCGCCGGAUGCAUCUAUAAGAAGAGUAGGAGUAGAACCGCUAGAACCUCGAGCUGGCGGCAUCAGGGUUGUAACUUCGAGCGCUCAGCAGAAGCCUUUCACAAGUCCAAAAUUGGACGAUAUGGAGCGCAAUUUUGGUGGAGUAAACGAACGUCUACAAACUGGAAUUUCUCGCCCGAACUUGGCGCAGAGCAACUCGUUCUUGUCUGAUAAGAGCGAUGCUGAUGACAGCCAUGCUCCCUCCAUCAUCUCCGCUCUCAGUGAAACCUAUAUUGAAUCUGCAGAAGCAUUCAGUCCUGUUUCACCACUUGCCAACUCACCUAGGGCCACCCCAGUCGAGAGAUUCGUCACAUCUCCGACUUCUGACAUGGAAAGAGAACCUGUAUCGCCUAGGUCACACUUCUUCGAACACAACCGAGAUAGCCUUGGUUUACCGAUCGAAGGCGUUAGAGCACCGCAAAGCUAUGUUGUAUCUAACGAUGAAAAUGACCUGCCUUCAUUCCAGGUCGAUGGUCACACUGUUCGUCCAUCAGUAGAGGUAGCCCGAGGUAUGCUCGGCACCAUCGAUGAGCCGACAGCCGACGAGAGAGAACGCGCCCGUCAAAUAUACCAGGGCGAAGAGCAACAAUUGCUCAAAGACGAAGCCGCUCCAUGGCUCGGUGACAAGAACCCUGUCAGCGCUCGCACUCUUACCGCAUACAUGGACCUCUAUGACUUUGCCAAUCGAAACAUUCUGAGUGGCUUACGCACGCUCUGCGAUAGACUCGUCUUGAAGGGAGAGAGCCAGCAGGUUGACCGCAUCUUAGAUGCCUUUUCUAAGAGAUGGGACGAAUGUAAUCCUCAAAACGGCUUCAAAGGGCCAGGUGUAGUACACGCCAUUUGCUACGCGCUGUUAUUGCUAAACACUGAUCAACACAUGGCCGAUAUCCAACACAAGAUGACACGAUCCGAGUUCAUCAAGAACACGCUGCCUGCAAUCAAAUCGGCUGCAGAAAGUGCAACCAUCCGACCCACUCGUUCUCAGAGACCCUCUUUGCCUUGGUCAGACACCACACCAAAGUCACCUGAUGAUGACGACCGUGACUCUGUUGAUUUCAGAAGAUCGACCAAGCGCCUUUCAUUCAGACCGGGUAUGGGCAGGUUCGAAACUGAUCCUGGCCCGGGCGAAAAUGCCGAAUUUGGCUCAAUGAACCAUCUGGUCACCCGUCCAUUUGAUGGUCCUGAACACAAGUGGCUGUCAGAGGUGGAGUCGGUACUCAAGGCAUAUUACAGCUCGAUUGUUUCGCUCGCUCUUCCUCUGCAUGGCUCUCAGAAAUCAAAAAAACAUCCCGGUUCUUCGCAUAGCCCUGCAAAUCUCACUGUCGCAGGAAAUCUGAGACGCACUGGUUCGGUUAUAUCCAAAGCACCUUCUGAGGGUUUCUCAUACCGAAGCAAGAGGAACAACAGCGCCCUAUCAUCUCAUUGGAAUGCAAACAAGAACAGGUCGAGGCAAAAGGUAUACCCUGCUUCAACUGUUGGGUCAACCCGUACAUCGAUCGAUGAUGGCCAAUCUGUUUGGAGUCCCUCUGCACAAAGCAGUAUGUGGAGCAAGAUAUCUAUGGGCAGGACCCAGACAACUAUGAGUGUCGAGAGCUUUGCCGUUCAUCCGGACUUCAAACAAAGCCUAGGAUUUACCAACGCCUUGUCGCAAGCGAUGAUCCGAGAGGAGAGCGCAGGUGAUACCGAAUCGGUCAUGAAAAUCGGUACGGUGCUCGAAGAUGAAAGCCUGGAGUUGGCUGGUGCGCCUUGGGCCAAAGAAGGCAUGGUUAAGCACAAACACCACCUGGAUGGUCCGGAGAAGAAAGCCAAGGAGCGCAGCUGGAGUGAAACUUUCGCUGUGGUUGAGAAAGGGUACUUGCACCUGUUCAAUUUCAACAGGACUACAACCAAGAUCAACGACAUGCGCAGCACUAAGCGCCAGCUACCAAAGACAGGCAAAGCCGCUAGCGUAGCGCCAUCUGUUGUGGGUGGCGGUAAUUGGACCGACAACGCGGACGAAACCGAUCAAUUCCUUCUGAGGCAAUCUCUUGCGACUGUUCUACCACACCCGGGCUAUAGUAAGACUCGUCCGCAUGUUUGGGCGUUGAGCUUGCCGACUGGAGCUGUGCAUCUCUUCCAUGUUGGCACUGCAGAGAUCGCGGAAGAGUUCGUUUCUACUGUAAACUAUUGGUCUGCGCGUCUGAGCAAAGAGCCUCUAGUAGGUGGUGUUGACAAUAUCGAGUACGGCUGGAGUGAUAACAUCAUCAAUCCUGCUCUCAUUGGCAACAGCAAUGGAGAACCUCUUACGAAGCCUCCUUCCAGAGCCGCAGGCAACCACGCACACACAGCCUCUGUCAAUAGUAUUGGCAAGCAGAGUAUGCAGUCCACUGUUCGUGGCUCUNUUGACCAGACUUUUGGAUCAAGAUCUAGACUACCAGGCGACCGUGCUCACAUCGCUGAUUGGAAGCCUCCUGCAGCAUCUAUGCUGCCGUCACAGCUGCUCGAAAUCGAUCAACUUCGCAGUCUCAAAGCGUAUGUGGCUUCCGUAGAGACUGAACUGGAGCGUCACAAUGAGUUGCGAAGUGCUGUGAAUCUUGCUUACACGAACCACUACGGCCAGAACUGGAACAAGGUCACAGGCAACUGGGAGAAGAAGAGCGCCUAUCUUCUACGCGAAGUCGUCAAAUUCAGAACUUACAUCGAAGCUCUUGAGCGAGCUGGUCGCGAGAAAGAAAAGGUCUACGAAGAGCGCCAUACUCGCGAACAAGAGAGAGCUGCCCUCGGCUCCAAGGACGGAAAGAAGGAGAACAUCAAAGCAUGA
Aureobasidium musti is the source of this 4272-nucleotide messenger RNA. NCBI's taxonomy places the organism in Eukaryota, Fungi, Ascomycota, Dothideomycetes, Dothideales, Saccotheciaceae. The record is from the annotation of a GenBank genome assembly.